This is a messenger RNA of Boleophthalmus pectinirostris (great blue-spotted mudskipper), 3828 nucleotides long. RefSeq names its product glutamate receptor ionotropic, kainate 2-like. Gene Ontology annotation, molecular function: transmitter-gated monoatomic ion channel activity involved in regulation of postsynaptic membrane potential; kainate selective glutamate receptor activity. The record is from RefSeq and is a predicted model, not a curated record. The transcript is spliced from 20 exons. Bases 1 to 3828 code for a protein of 1275 amino acids. Gene Ontology annotation, biological process: modulation of chemical synaptic transmission; synaptic transmission, glutamatergic; monoatomic ion transport. Lineage: Eukaryota; Metazoa; Chordata; Actinopteri; Gobiiformes; Gobiidae. Gene Ontology annotation, cellular component: plasma membrane; kainate selective glutamate receptor complex; presynaptic membrane.
AUGAGGACUUUCUGUCGUGUGGGCCCCUCUGUCCUGAAGGCCUUUUACAGGUGUGCGGUGGAGAACAUCCUCACCUCCAACAUGACUGUGUGGUUCAGCAGCAGCACCAACGCUGAGAGGAAAGAUCUGCAGAGGAUAGUUAGAGCUGCGGAGCGCGUCUGCGGCUGUAGUCUGCCCUGCAUUGAAGAUAUUUACAUCAGCAGGCGGUUUCCUCUGGAUCUGAUCGCAGCUCGCAGGUACCAUCUGCCUCCGCACGAUCACGCACACACACAGCGGGAGCGGCCCUGUGGGAUCUUUGAGUCGACGGAGAGCGGCCCGUCCGGAGCGGAGGAGCUGGCCUUCAAGUUCGCCCUCAACACCAUCAACAGAAACCGCACGCUCCUGCCCAACACCACGCUCACCUACGACAUCCAGAGAAUCAACAUCUUCGACAGCUUCGAGGCCUCCAGGAAAGCAUGUGACCAGCUGUCUCUGGGCGUGGCCGCCAUCUUCGGCCCCUCCCACAGCUCCUCGGCCAACGCGGUGCAGUCCAUCUGUAACGCUCUGGGGGUGCCUCACAUCCAGACGCGCUGGAAACAUCAGGUGUCGGACAACCGCGACUCGUACUACGUCAGCCUGUUCCCCGACUUCUCCUCGCUGUCCCGCGCCAUCCUGGACCUGGUGCACUUCUUCAGGUGGAGGACGGUGACGGUGGUGUACGACGACAGCACCGGGACAGUAUGCCGUAAAACCCACGCAGCUCUAUGGAGAAUGUUCCUCCCACCAUCCACCUCCUCUUAUGAUUCAGUGACCUUCGACCCCACAUGUCACUUCCUGUGCAUUCAACCAGUUCCUCCACAGACAGGAGCCGCUGAGCAAGAAAAGGGUCGCCAGCAGAAGCCAGAAGCUACAACCACUGCUAGUGCUAGCGCGGCGGAUCCGAGCCAUGAGUUCAGCCCAGAGACGGAGAGCGGAGAGGAGGACGAACUACCACUUAUGUGGCAGAAAAUAGAAAGGAGCAUCCUCCGGUCCAUUAAUGUCCGUUUUAACGAGUUCGGAGAGAAACUUGAAGGCCUCUUCGCGCGACAGGAGGCCCUGAACAAGAGGAUGGACGAAAUGGAAGACCAGGCUGCGAACCACGAGCAGCGCAUUGAGAAUAUGGAGACGGCGCUUGGGGAAUUACAGAAAGAAAAUAAAGCACUCCGAUCGAAACUUUCGGACCUGGAGGGGAGAUCGAGGCGUAACAACAUAAAAAUAGUGGGCAUCCCCGAAGGAGAGGAGAAGGGGAGGCCAACGGACUUUGUAACUGAUUUGAUUCCUAAACUUCUCGGAGCCGAGAACUUCGACAAGCCUCUGGUCAUAGAUAGGGCACAUCGCACUUACAGAACGGACGGCUCUAAACCACGCACUAUCAUUGCUCGGGUCCACUUUGCCCAGGAAAAAGAAAAGAUUCUGCGCAUUGGGAGACAACGCACCCUAGACUACGGUGGGAAGAGAAUCUUCAUUUUUCCCGACUACACCGCGGAUGUCAUGGAGCAGCGACGGAGCUUCAAGGAGUUGGAUGCAACCUCCAGGGAAUACUUGGAUUCAGAGUUUACUAUAAUUGAGAUUCUUGAAGCCAUAAAAGCCUUUCCUUCUGGAAAAGCUCCUGGCCCUGAUGGAGAUAUUAAACCGGAUUAUAGUUUAGCCAUAUUCGGAUGCUCCACGGAUGAUCUGGGACUUACAUCGGACGUUUGGCGGGCGCUGCAGCUUGGGAUGGUGGUGGCUAAAAAACAUAUUCUGCUGACAUGGAAGUCCGCCACACCUCCAAUUUUUGAACACUGGCUCCGUGAAAUGGUGUCCGUUAUCCAAAUGGAGCGUAUUCGUGUGGACACCAUGGGCAAAGAGCAGAGACAUAAAGACCUGUUUGCUCUGGACAUGGAGCCGUACCGCUUCAGUGGAGUGAACAUGACGGGCUUCAGGAUCCUGAACACGGACAACCCCCAGGUGUCGUCCAUCAUCGAGAAGUGGUCCAUGGAGCGACUGCAGGCCCCGCCCAAACCGGACUCGGGUCUGCUCGACGGCUUCAUGACGACGGACGCGGCGCUGAUGUACGACGCGGUGCACGUGGUGGCCGUGGCCGUGCAGCAGGCGUCUCAGAUCACAGUCAGCUCCCUGCAGUGUAACAGACACAAACCCUGGAGGUUUGGAGGACGCUUCAUCAACCUCAUCAAGGAGGCUCAGUGGGACGGGCUCACUGGACGUGUCCUCUUCAACAGGACAAACGGACUGAGGACAGACUUCGACCUGGACGUCAUCAGCCUCAAGGAGGACGGACUACACAAGAUCGGCACUUGGGAUCCCCCUAGCGGCCUCAACAUGACGGACAGCCACAAGAGCAAGACGACCAACAUCACCGACUCCCUGGCCAACAAGUCCCUGCGAGUCUCCACCAUACUGGAGGAGCCGUACGUGAUGUUCAAGAAGUCGGACAAGCCUCUGUACGGAAACGAGCGCUUCGAGGGAUACUGCAUCGACCUCCUCAAGGAGCUGGCGGCCAUCCUGGGCUUCAGGUACGAGGUGCGCCUGGUGGAGGACGGGCGCUACGGCGUGCUGGACGAGGGCACGGGCCAGUGGAACGGCAUGGUGCGAGAACUCAUCGACCACAAAGCAGACCUGGCCGUGGCUCCUCUGGCCAUCACGUACGUCCGGGAGAAGGUCAUCGACUUCUCCAAGCCCUUCAUGACCCUGGGCAUCAGUAUUCUGUACCGCAAACCCAACGGCACCAACCCCGGCGUCUUCUCCUUCCUCAACCCCCUGUCCCCCGACAUCUGGAUGUAUAUUCUGCUCGCCUGCUUGGGUGUCAGUUGCGUGCUGUUUGUCAUUGCCAGGUUCAGCCCGUACGAGUGGUACAACCCGCACCCGUGUAACCCCGACUCGGACGUGGUGGAGAACAACUUCACUCUGCUCAAUAGUUUCUGGUUUGGAGUCGGGGCGCUCAUGCAGCAAGGCUCGGAGCUGAUGCCCAAAGCCCUGUCCACUCGCAUCGUGGGGGGCAUCUGGUGGUUCUUCACGCUCAUCAUCAUCUCCUCGUACACGGCCAACCUGGCGGCCUUCCUCACCGUGGAGAGGAUGGAGUCUCCCAUCGACUCCGCCGACGACCUGGCCAAGCAGACCAAGAUCCCGUACGGCGUCGUGGAGGACGGCUCCACCAUGACGUUCUUCAAGAAAACCAAGAUCUCCACGUACGAUAAGAUGUGGGAGUUCAUGAACAGCAGACGCUCCUCGGUCAUGGUGCAGAACGUGGAGGAGGGAAUCCAGCGCGUGCUCACCUCGGACUACGCCUUCCUCACCGAGUCCACCACCAUCGAGUUCGUCACCCAGAGGAACUGCAACCUCACGCAGAUCGGCGGCCUCAUCGACUCCAAGGCGUACGGCGUGGGGACACCUAUGGGCUCGCCGUACCGAGACAAGAUCACCAUCGCCAUCUUGCAGCUGCAGGAGGAGGGGAAGCUGCACAUGAUGAAGGAGAAGUGGUGGAGAGGGAACGGCUGCCCGGAGGAGGAGAGCAAAGAGGCCAGUGCGCUCGGCGUGCAGAACAUCGGCGGCAUCUUCAUCGUUCUGGCCGCGGGACUCGUGCUCUCCGUGUUCGUGGCCGUGGGAGAAGUUCUCUACAAGUCCAAGCAGAACGCGCAGAUGGAGAAGCGUUCCUUCUGCAGCGCCAUGAUGGACGAGCUGCGCGUGUCCCUCAAGUGUCAGCGGCGUCUCAAACAGAAGCCCCAGCCCCCGGUCAUCGUCAAAACCGAAGAGGUCAUCAACAUGCACACCUUCAAUGACCGCAGACUGCCCGGCAAGGAGACCAUGGCCUAG